Aspergillus caelatus is the source of this 558-nucleotide messenger RNA. RefSeq lists its product as uncharacterized. The record is from RefSeq and is a predicted model, not a curated record. The coding region runs from base 1 to 558 and encodes 185 amino acids. Lineage: Eukaryota; Fungi; Ascomycota; Eurotiomycetes; Eurotiales; Aspergillaceae. The transcript is spliced from 2 exons.
AUGCGACACUUACGGUACGUUCUUCUGCUCGCUUUCAGUAUUGUUAUGGGGACAGAGAGUAUAGCCUGGAGAGGCCAAGCAGCUAAUAUCCGAGAUUUACGGGACCAGAGAUCCAUAACCAACAACCCACGCAUCCUGCUAGAGAACGCGGCGCCCUCGAAUAGUUUAGCCUUUGAUGUGCCACUAGCCUCGGACCAGAUACUCUCAAUACUAGCGGCACGAGCUCUUGUCGGGUUGAUCAACUCACAGUUGCCCACCAUCCUGGCCAACCACUCGCAAAAUGAUAACGCAACCACUGGAGACCCAGCUACGCGCAACGACACCAUGAGCAAUCUCCCUAAUAUUCAAUUGUAUAGGGGAUUGCCAGGUGUCACGUAUCCAACGGGGCUGUUGUUGGAAGGAAGCCUUGGGAUCACUAGCGCCGUCAGUACAGAUGGCAUUAAGGGAGAAAAUGCUCCUAAUUCUUUCUCGACAGACACGAUGCCCCAAGAAAUUGAGGCUAUGGUGGACCGCCUGUUGAUGACUUUGAGAACACUAGGGGCAGCUAUGCUUCUGUAG